AUGGGAAAAAUAAAAUGUGGGCCAGUCGUCGAAAUCAAAGGUGAUGAAAUGACAAGAAUUAUCUGGGAGCUUAUAAAAAAUAAGUUAUUGUUUCCAUUCUUGGACAUGGAGAUUCAUUCAUUUGAUCUUGGGAUUGAAAAUCGAGAUGCAACUGAUGACCAAGUGACCAUUGACUGUGCUCAUGCAAUACAAAAAUACAGUGUUGGGAUAAAGUGUGCCACUAUUACUCCAGAUGAAAAUCGAGUAGAAGAGUUCAAGUUAAAGAAAAUGUGGAAGUCACCAAAUGGAACAAUUAGGAAUAUUCUAGGUGGAACAGUUUUUCGGGAAGCUAUUAUCUGUAAAAACAUUCCUCGUUUAGUCCCAGGGUGGAAAAAACCCAUUAUUAUUGGUCGUCAUGCAUAUGGAGAUCAAUACAAGGCCACAGACUUUGUUGUCCCUGGAGUGGGAAAAUUAGAAAUAAAAUUCACACCAUCUGAUGUAGGUGAACCCAUUUGUCACACAGUAUUUGAUUUUCAAGAUGGUGGAGGAGUAGCUCUUGCCAUGUACAACACAGAUAAGUCAAUAAGAGAAUUUGCCCACAGUUCAUUCAAGUUUGCACUAGAAAAAGGAUAUCCACUUUAUCUGAGUACAAAAAAUACAAUCUUAAAGAAGUAUGAUGGUCGUUUUCGUGACAUUUUCCAAGAAAUAUAUGAGAGAGACUACAGAAAGCAGUAUGAAGUCAAGGGUUUAUGGUAUGAGCACCGGUUGAUAGAUGACAUGGUAGCCCAAGCCCUGAAGUCUGAAGGAGGAUUUGUUUGGGCAUGUAAAAAUUAUGAUGGGGACGUUCAGUCUGAUUCAGUAGCUCAAGGUUAUGGUUCUCUGGGCAUGAUGACAAGUGUACUGAUGUGCCCUGAUGGAAAGACCAUUGAAGCUGAGGCUGCCCAUGGUACAGUCACACGACAUUAUCGACUUCAUCAGCAAGGAAAAGAAACAUCCACCAAUCCUAUAGCAUCUAUCUUUGCCUGGACUCGGGGAUUAGCUCACCGAGCGAAACUUGAUAAUAAUAGUGACUUAGCAAAAUUUGCUAACAGCCUUGAAAGUGUUUGUAUAGAAACCAUUGAGGCUGGUCACAUGACCAAAGACCUGGCUAUCUGCAUCAAAGGACUCAACAGUGUUACUCAAAGUGAUUAUCUGAACACCUUUAAGUUUUUAGACAAGUUAGCAGAAAAUUUGACCAAGAAGUUAGAGCACUGACUAGAAUAAAGCCUUACAAUGUGACUUCUAAACGGUGAAGUUGAACAUCAUUUGAAGUAAUCAGUAUUGACUUUGUUUACAAAGGAGUAUUUCUUUAAACUUCGAAGGAUUUGAAUGUAUACAUUCCUUUAAUCUCAACUAAAGCUUGAUUUAACCAAGUGUAAUAUUUAUAUAUAUAUAUAAUUAUCAGUGAUGGAAAUCUAAUUUCAAAUGUACAUUGUUCUAUCUAAUAAUAUUGCAAGCAAAAUAUUUUGGUUAUUUUAAAAAAUGGUGAAACAUUUAUGGUAAAAACGGGAGUCAUUACUUUAGUUCUUUUUUUAACAUGGGUAUUUACAUAAGAUUAAAUGUGAUAUUUUGAACAUUGCA
Limulus polyphemus (Atlantic horseshoe crab) is the source of this 1599-nucleotide messenger RNA. Its product is annotated as isocitrate dehydrogenase [NADP] cytoplasmic-like. NCBI's taxonomy places the organism in Eukaryota, Metazoa, Arthropoda, Merostomata, Xiphosura, Limulidae. The record is from RefSeq and is a predicted model, not a curated record. Bases 1 to 1233 code for a protein of 410 amino acids. The transcript is spliced from 12 exons. Gene Ontology annotation, biological process: isocitrate metabolic process. Gene Ontology annotation, molecular function: NAD binding; isocitrate dehydrogenase (NADP+) activity; magnesium ion binding. Gene Ontology annotation, cellular component: peroxisome; cytosol; mitochondrion.